Chilo suppressalis (striped riceborer) is the source of this 7928-nucleotide messenger RNA. Lineage: Eukaryota; Metazoa; Arthropoda; Insecta; Lepidoptera; Crambidae. The record is from the annotation of a GenBank genome assembly.
CAUCAAUAAUAUAAGUUUUCAUACUACGACUCUUACUUGCACUGCGGAAGCAUCUUUCCUCUCGCCUGGCAAGGACUGCUAGCCAGAACCGCCUGGCAUUCUACCUACUUACUUUAAAUGGCUUAAACAAACACAUAUAAAUUUCAACUUUACUGAAUAAAGUUUAUUUUAAUGUAUAUAUUACUUGAUAACGUGCAAGGAUGAAGAGUGUCAGGCGAUGGUUACCGUACUAAGCAUGUUAUGACUCAUCACCAUAAGAAUUUCUAGCCUUACAGACAGACCGUUACUCGGAGGGUGCAGUAGCUCUUGGUCUAUAAGAUAAGAUGUACAGAAAUCGAUAAAAUGUUAAUAAUUUAAGUGUGGAGACAGUGUAGGUUAAACUUUUUCUCCAAAUACUUCCUUCAUCAAAGUACGUUUUAUGUCGAGUAUACUUUUGAAUUUCAAUAAAAGCAAAUAAGUUUGAACGAUCGGUAAUGUUUUUUUUAUGUAUCAUAUAUAAAAAAUAUUCUUAAGUUCUUAAAUAUUCCUUUAAAAAUACAUUGCAAUUAAUAAAAAUAAAACCAGUAUAUUUUAAAGAUUAGUAUACCCAUUGGUUAUUGGGUAUGUUUGAUUAAAACAAGACCAAUAAUAGUUAUCAUGUAUAGAAUAAUGUAGCUUCGAGCGUAGCCUUCCCAGUGUGAAUUCUCGCCACUUCGUCGAAUCACGUACAAGGAUUAAUCGCCAAUGAAAAUUUCCACCCAACCGUGAAAUUACAAUUUAAAUGUCGCUGUUUAUACCCAGUAACUUCUCACUUAAUUUUCGUUUCCUACGUAGCUACAUCACAAACAUCCUUACGAAUAUUUUAUGACAUGUAAAUAUUUAUCGGUUAAGCUUUAUAUGGAAGCAAAUUGAGCAUAACUUUUAACCAAAAUAAAAAACAAUCAUAUAAUAUAAUCCUAAUUGUCACAUGAUGCCAAGAUUCAACAAAAAACUUGCACAUUCUUUUGCUACUGUUUCAAGAAAUCUCACUUCACUUAACAUAUAGCAUUUUAAUUUUGCCUGUUAUCGAUCUUUUAGAAACUGCACGUAUAGUAGUUAUUAAUGCAACUUUUAUAAUUAGGUAUUAAACACUCAUGUGAUAAACCCACAUUCGUGUUUUAAUACAACAGUUGCAAAAAUAUCAUUUUUUUAUUAUGAAAUUGGAUGUUUUUUAAUCUUUUCUAUGAACUAACUGUUUCAGAAUCUAUAAUAGGGUUUUUAAAGCAUGGGUGUAGAUAAAAUAAAUUAAUAAACACUAAUUCAAUUAGGCCUAACACAGACGUAGUUUGUAUAAACGCGUUGAACGUGGAAAAGUGACGAGCCUAUCAUUUGGAGCGGUCGUCGACCUCGCUUGAACGGACAUGAAGCCACAAUUCGGCGCGACUUACAAGUGCGAAGCCUUAUCUAGGACCUUCAGUCCAAUGACUCACACGUCAUUUAUCACUCUACUGAUAUUGGAUUACAAUACCUCACAUCAGCUUUAAUACGCCAUUAGUCUAGUCAGUCUAUGAAACUAAAACUUUUGUUCGGAGCUGUUUUCAAAACACUAGCGUUCGUCACGUAUCUUAAUAGCAGCAAUAAACGUUAAUUCAGGCGUCGGAAAUUAUGAAACCAAAAAAAAACUAUGCAUCGGAGAUAAGCGACUGGCCCUACAGAUGUCCGUGUUUAUCUUUUAAUAGGCAUGUAAAGUGCAGCUUUUAAUGUAGGUAUGUAAUGCGAUAUUAUCGUGUUAUUUAUCGGCGCCGCCCCGCGCCGCGCGCUUAUAACCGCCCGCCCGCCGCCGCGGAGGCCUGUGUGCGCCGAGCCUGUAACGCUGUCACUGCUCGCCUCGCUCGCUAUUCCUCAUUCCUCGCCACUCCGCGUCCACUCCGCGACUCCGCCGUCCGCCACACCAACGUGAGCCUCCGCUCGCCGCGGUCGUAUCGCGUAAACCUAAAUUCAAAUCGACCAUCCAUUAAUUUGUACGAUAACGCACGUUUUAUUGCUCCGUCUUUUAUUUUCGUUUUAUUCGUCUAAUGCAAUUGCACUCGAGCAACGCGAGCCGUAUUAUAUUUUCAUGUUUGUUAUUCAUGGUUUUUAUUGGUUUUUUGUGAGCAAGUGAAAAGGAAACGAGUAAUAUAAUGCAUGUCAUCGAGACUCAUACCUUCGCAGUUGAACCUGCACGAGACGAGGCAUGUACUGGCGCGCGCACUCGACGUUUGGGAGCAGGCAUCGCGGCUGACCUUCACCGAGGUCAACUCAGACGAGGCAGACAUCGUGGUCUCGUUCGCCAGACGAAACCACGGUGAUGCAUACCCAUUCGACGGGCGCGGCAGUAUCCUUGCGCACGCGUUCUUCCCUGGCUCCGGUCGCGGAGGUGACGCACAUUUCGAUGACGACGAAUUAUGGCUUCUGCAACCAAAGAACGACGACGAAGAAGGGACAUCACUGUUUGCUGUGGCCGCACAUGAAUUCGGUCAUUCGUUGGGUCUCAGUCACAGCUCCGUGAAAGGAGCGCUAAUGUUCCCUUGGUACCAAGGCAUCCAACCAAAUUUCGUGCUACCAGAAGAUGAUCGUCAUGGUAUUCAAGAUAUGUAUGGUCCAAAGGUAAAAAAGAAAUGGGCAGACAAUCCCAACUAUCGACCGAUACAGACCCCUCCGACUACAACUACAACUACAACAACAACUACAACAACGAGAAGGCCAUACAUUCACUAUCACGACAGGCACCAUACCAACCACAGGCACGACUACAACCCUCGCAACCCCGAAAAACCCAAUUAUUAUCCGACCCCCCCUACAUACUACCCCAUUCCACCUCAUCAUCCUCGGCCAACUCCAGAAACUACCACUAGGAGUGUUACGAAUCGGCCGGCACGUUAUCCUAAUGUUGGUCACGAGUAUCCUAGUCAUCCUAGACCAAAUUACCCAAACCAUAACGUCCCAAAAGCUAAACCCUCCCCUACUGUAAGGCCCACGCCGUCAUCCGAUAUACCGGACACUUGCAACACAAGCUAUGAUGCCGUAGCUCUUAUACGUGGGGAACUAUUUAUUUUCAAAAACAGAUAUCACUGGAGGAUAGGAUCCCAGGGCAGAUAUCCACAAUACCCCAUAGAAAUAUCUAGGAUGUGGUCAGGUCUCCCUAAAGAUUUAACACACGUUGAUGCGGUUUAUGAGAGACCUGAUAAAAAAAUAGCUUUCUUUGUUGGUCGAAAAUUAUAUUUGUUUGACUCACAAUAUUUAGUGCGUGGAUAUCCAAAACCUUUAACACAUUUAGGUCUACCUGAGAGUUUAGAAAAGAUAGAUGCUGCUAUGGUAUGGGGCCACAAUGAUAAAACCUACUUCUACAGUGGCACCAUGUAUUGGAAGUUCGACGAAGAAGAAGGUCGGGUAGAGUUAGAUUAUCCUCGUGAUAUGUCGAUGUGGAAAGGUGUCGGCUACAACAUUGACAGUGUCUUCCAAUGGAGGGAUGGUAAGACGUACUUUUUUAAGGGGAAAGGCUUUUGGAAGUUCAAUGACCUGCAUAUGCGCGUGGAGCAUGAGCGCCAGCUGCCAUCGGCCACAUUCUGGAUGAAGUGUCGAGAAGGGAGACGUGCGCCGUACCACGCCCUCCCCCCUCCAGGCUCCACUCUACGGUCACCCAAUGCCGCGUCCUCGUCGACACCGAACCAUCUAGCGACUUUCAUCUCCACCAUCUUACUAUUCAUAAGCUACGUCAAAUUCAGUACAAUAGAGUAACGUUCCAAAUGACUGCAUAGUUUUUAAAUAUUUGUGCCACUUUAAUUGUAACUGUAAUCGAAUACCUAGUAAAAACUAACGAUACCGCAUAAUUUAUUGGAUUGAGCGUCGGUAUAAACAUUUACAUAUCGGAAUAUGUCUAAGAGGUUUCUCUUUAUGGUUUAAUUGAAUAUUAGCGCAAAGCAUGCACUGCCUGUAUUAUUAUAUUAUAGUAAUAAUUCCUAUGAUAGAACAAACUAUUGUAAUUCAAUUUAAUAAUAAAAUAAAUUAUUCAAUGCAAUUUUAUUAUGUUAAAAAUUUAUGUACAUUUUGAUCUCAUCAAGAUCGAGUGCUUGGUUCGUUAAUGACAAGUAAGGUAUAUAACACCAGCCAUUAUAGCUUUCUGUACAGUUUGUAAUGUCCGUCGAUGUCACUAAUUAUUAAAAACUUACCAUUAUGACUAUUAUUAUAUAUUAUGCUAUUUUAUUAUUUAUCACCUAUGCUGAAAUUAUAUUUAAAUAUAAGAAUGUAUAUUAAGUCAGAAGUACAUUCUAAAAUAUUAUUUUUAAUAAAAAUAUAUGCACACAAGAAUGCCUUAAUAGAGAAUGGAUAAUCACAAAAUUUCUUGUAAAUUAAGCACUUAUCUAGCAAUUUUUAAUAUUUAUUAUUACCUGUAACUCUAUUUAAAUGACACUACACUAUGUAGUUUUAAGUUAAAAUCUCUUAUGCUGGUUAAAAGAGGUACACAUUUAUAAUAUGUAAUAUAAUAAAAAUUGUUGUAGGUAGAAACAUAAAAUUCCAUUAUAUGAUAAAAAUUAAACAAAUAAAAUAAUGUACUUGUAGGUACGACAAGUCCCCAAGUUUGUAAGUUUGAUAAUUGUUAUUACCUACAUGAAAAGAUCCCUUUUUCUUUUAAUUAAUUUAAUUAUGAAAAUCACAUCAGUGCUAUCUAUUCAAUCCUAGUGUCGCAGCUCUAUGGCCGUAUACAGAAAGAAAGCUGGAAGCCAACCAGCGCUUAUCAGCGCUGGUCCUUACUGGUAACAGUUACAUAAAGGAAGCAGAUUGAAGCGUGGUUUUUCAUUAGGCCGUAUACAGAAAGAAAGCUGGAAGCUGACCAGUGCUUAUCAGCGCUGGUCCUUACUGAUAACAGUUACAUAAAGGAAGCAGAUUGAAAUCCUAGUUGUUCAUUAAUUUCAAAGAGCGGUGCCAGCGCUGACCGGCGCGUGUCGGCACUUGUCGGCGACUUUCGGCGCUUACCGGUGCUGGUCCAAAGAAAUGCCUGCGCCGGUUACUGGUAAGGACAAGCGCUGGUCGGCUUCCAGCUUUCUUUCUGUAUACGGCCUUAAUUUCAAAGGGCGGUGCCAACGCUGACCAGCGCGUGUCGGUAAUUGUCGGACCAUGUCGGCGACGUUCGGCGCUUAUCGGCGCUGGUCCAUAGAAAUGACUGUGCAGGUUACCUGCGCAGACCGGUUCCUAUAAGCGCUGAUAGGCUACCAGUACGGCCUAUUGUAUGAAAUGAAGAGUUUAUUUACAUAUAUAAUACAUAAUAAAUCCAUGCUUUAAAACCUCUAUAAAAAAUCUGAAACAGCUUAUUGCCAACAUUAAAACGACCAAUGUCCUAAUAACAAUAAUAACCAUUAUGUCAUCCAAACAUAUAAAUGCUGUACUAAAUUUAAUAAAAACACUUCUUCACAUUUUCGAUCAUAUCAUCAUCAUCAGUCAGCCACAAUUUUUAGUGCUCGAUGCGUGGUAUCUGUAUGGAUUUCAAAAGCACCGGCCAAGCGCAAGUCGGAUUCGCAUACAAAUGGUUCAACACCUUUAUCUAUACAACAUUAGACACUAUUUUAUAAUAUCUAUCAAAAAACGACUAAAUUAUCACAUCUAUUGAGUUGUUUUUUAAAGUGAAUAUACUACUAAAUAUUCUGUGGUUAUUUCAAGUGUCUACCUGUUACUGUUAUCAAUAUAGAGCAAUUAAACGGCAAAAAAAACACAUUUGUGGUUUGGGGGACUAUUUUAGUACUUAUUUGUUGUUAUAGCGGCAACAGAAAUACAUCAUCUGUGAAAAUUUCAAAUGUCUAGCAAUCACGGUUCAUGAUACACUGCCUGGUGACAGACAGACGGACAGUGGAGUUUUAGUAAUAAGGUCCCGUUUUUAGCCUUUGGGAACAGGACACUAAAUAGAACAUUGUCACUCACCUGAAAAUUCAUAAAAAGUUUAGUAUCAUGAAUUUUAAGUUCUUAGAACGGCCCUGUGGUUUCAGAAUCUUUUAAGGAGGAUUCGUAUCAUGGGUAUGGUAUACUAUUUUCAUGUGAUGAACCCACAUUUGUGUUUUAAUACCCCUCAUUAUACAAGACUUGCAUAUAUAACUAUUUAUUUUGUGAUCCGUCGCCAACUGACUCUACCCAUUACCUACCCGUAGAUUAAACCGUAACUAGAAUAGUCAAAGAACAUACCUAAGAAGAUUGCCUUAAUACUGUAUUUGAAUGUAAGCUACCUACAUAUUCGUUUUAUUAAAGAAACGUUUUGUUGCACUGCCAGAGUAUAUUUGGGUGAAUAAAAUGGAUAUGUAGAAUGAAUAUGGUGCUUAUUAUAGUUAGUCUUUGUACAGAAUAAAUUGUCCGCGUGUAUUUUUGUAUGUAACUAUUGUGUGUCAAAAGAAGAAAUCGUUUGUAUAAUGUAUGUACUCUUUCAAACGUUAUUUCUUAGCUGGAAAGGACCCAAAAUUAUGUACUACUUACUACAAGAACGGUUUAACCUAGCUUGUUUAUUUUGUAAGAACCAUCGCACGAUAAAAUCUCUUUUUUGACAAAAGAAUUUGUGUGGUAAUGAAAACAGUAAUAAUAUGAUAUGUAAACAGUGUAACAUUUUUGUAUGAAAUUACUCUUUUGUUGCUUAACACCUAAAAUUAUCAUCUCCAGACGGUUGAACACAAAUUUUGUUAAGUGAAAUUUAUAGCUAAACGACUUAGAUUUUGACUUUCUCAAUAUUUUUGCGUUAUACAUAGAUAAUUUGAUAGGUAUUUGUUUUUUAUUUUUUAAGCAUUUAACUGCUAGAUGUUUAAAUCUAAAGAAAAAAGCUGCCUGGUCUGCGUGUUUUUAUCUAGUAAACUUUUCUUUCAAUUUGAUAUUUACAAAUAAGUUCCCUUUGUACUUUGAUACCUAACUUGUAUGUUAAAGUUUUUAAUUUAAAUUACAGGUUCAGAGAUAAUUUGAAGUUAGUAUUUAUGCUUUCAUAACUCUGAUAAAUAAGUUAUUUACUAUAGUAUUUAUGUUUAAAGACUCUGGUGCAAUCUUAAUAAAAGUUUAUUAAAUUAUAGAAAUGAUCUGCCAACCAUUUUGUAAAAAGGAUUGCGUAAGAUAUAAAUGAUUUGGUGAAUCACAAAUUGAAAUGAGAUGACUUGUUUGUCUGUUGCGUUCUUAAUAAUAAAAGUAUACCUUGCUAUCAAGUCGCUCAUUAUCUAGAAUAAGUUAGAAAAAUACAUUACCUAGCUUUUUUACAACUUCUUCGGUCACAAAUAAUUUAAUAAUAACUGUGAUAUUUACUUUUAUAAAAUUGCCAUAUUUCAUGGCAAUAAAAAAAUAAAAUAAAAAUUAUAAUAUUCUAAAAUAAUUACUCAAUUUGUAGUUACAAAUAAACAGUUUAAGGCGUAAUAUAAUUUUUUAAUAAGAUGAAAUAAAGAUUUUUAUAAACAAACGACUGUUUUUACUAUUUCCAUCAAUGACCUAUCUACAGAUACAUAGAUUCCCUUAGAAUAAAUAUUCAAUUGCAAUAAGAACAAGUAGGUAUCUUGAUAAGGUACUUUUUUUUAUUGAAUGUAGGUCCAUACCAGUUCAACAAUAUACCUGAUCUAUUGAAGCAGGACAGGUAUAUAGGCAUAUAUGUUGAGAGCAACCAAGAUCAAACAAAAUCAUUACUUUUCAAAUUAGCUGCCGUAGAUUUUAAUAAAUUCUUAGGAAUCGGAUUAUUCAAUUUUGAUUUUAUUUUUCUCUACUUAUACCCAUCCAUCACUAAGCUCUAUAGGAGAGUUUAGGGUCACGGUGACCUACCUCCAAGGGAUGGAACACUUCCAGGUAGGUCACACGUCACAGGUCUUACCCUUCCUAACAGUGUGUACAUUAACGGGCUGAUGAUGAUAAUAAAUUAGUUCCUGAGACAGGAUUUGAAUUUCUAAAACAGCUUUCCUUCAAUUACUUCUGUUUAUGACUCGAUCAUC